Molecule: messenger RNA, 691 nt
Organism: Salvia miltiorrhiza (redroot sage)
Lineage: Eukaryota; Viridiplantae; Streptophyta; Magnoliopsida; Lamiales; Lamiaceae
Exons: 2
Coding region: 93-353 (86 amino acids)
Source: RefSeq, a predicted model, not a curated record
AUUUCUAAUUUCUCUUCCCCAAUUUUCAGAUCCAUCCCCAUCUCUCUCUCUCUCUCUCCCUCUCAAUCGCGCAGCGCAAAGAGGCGACGAAGAUGGCGUUGAGGGCAUUCUACAACGAGAUCAAGGGCUUGAAGGUGAAAGAUGUGCCGGCGCACCUCAAACCCUAUUUCAGCGUGAAAUACGUGAAGAACGCCGCUAAUCGUUGGGUGUCCAAUUAUUACGACAAAUACAUCGAGACCAAUUCCAUUGACCCAUUGUAUCACGUCUGCUUCGGUGGAAUGGCAUUGUCCUACCUCGUCGCCCUCCCCGAGGAGCGCCGCCACCUCGAGCACAAAAACGCCGGCCACCACUGAUCUAGCCUGGUUGGUUCGAACUUCGAAGUGGGAGCUGUGUAGAGUAACAAAUAUUGUACUAUAUGAUAUCAUCAAUUGACCGUUAGGGCUGCAUUGCUAUGUUACUGAGUUACUGAAUGAUCACGCGGCAUUGGUCAUAUGUGUUUACAGGUAGAAUUGAAAUAUCAGAUUAGAUGAUAAAAGCAAUGUGAUUGUAUAUGUGCUCUACUUCAUAGAUGGAAUUGAAAUUAUUAGAUUAGAUUAUAAAAGCAAUUAUAGAUAUGUUACUAAAAUUUUGAGCUGAUUUAUACAUUUUGGUGAGGAAGUAUGAAAAAAAUUUAUACUCCAUUAAACUUUCA